This is a messenger RNA of Clunio marinus, 882 nucleotides long. The record is from the annotation of a GenBank genome assembly. Lineage: Eukaryota; Metazoa; Arthropoda; Insecta; Diptera; Chironomidae.
GUGGGAUGUUCAUACAUUAAAUUUAAAAUAUAAUCGAGAAAGGACUUUGUCGUAGUUUCCAUCCCUUUUGUGAUAUUAUGUAUAAAAUUUUGAAAAGUGUAAUUAUUUCAAUACCAAUAGGAAUAACUUGUGCAGAUGUUUGUGGCUACAUCGCACGAGUUGAUGGAGAAUCUAUGAAGCCAACUUUAAAUCCAAAUACCAAUGAUUCAGAGUAUGUCUUCUUAAAUAAGUUUAUGGCUAAGGAUUACAAUGUCAACAGAGGUGAAAUUGUUAGCUUAAUAUCUCCCAAAGACCCGCAACAAAGACUUAUUAAAAGAGUUAUUGGGACACAAGGUGAUACGAUUCUUACACUAGGAUAUAAAGAAAGAUACAUAAAAGUUCCCAUUGGUCACUUUUGGAUUGAAGGAGACUAUUCUAAGAAUUCUCUUGAUUCAAAUACUUUUGGGCCUGUACCAGUAGGACUUCUUACAGCUAAAGCUACUCAUAUAGUUUGGCCUCCAAGUCGUUGGAGAGCUCUAAAAUCAGAGCCAAUAAGGCAUCCUUUAAAAUUAGGAAAUAUAUAAAUUUGAUAUGAACAAUUAUUAUAAGAAUCCAAUAGAAAAAACUAAAAAGUUUAAAUAAGAAACUUUUAAAUAAUCUAUUAAGCAAAACUAAGGAAAGCACGUUUUCAGCAGGGGUGAAUUUUAAAUAUUGUACCAGAUUGAACAAAAAGCUUUAAGCGAAGACACGCUCAUUCUGCUGUAACUUAUGAAAUUAUAGGGUGGUGAGAAAAAAAACUAAAAUUUUAAAUUUCAAACAUCAUAAAUAUUCUUAAUCAUAUCGGAUGUAAGAAAGAAAUUCUUUUAAAUUUUAAGUUCUAAUUAAUUAGAUUUAAUUGCUCGU